Messenger RNA from Galeopterus variegatus (Sunda flying lemur), 3658 nucleotides. RefSeq names its product ankyrin repeat domain 13A (gene ANKRD13A). Lineage: Eukaryota; Metazoa; Chordata; Mammalia; Dermoptera; Cynocephalidae. The transcript is spliced from 15 exons. The record is from RefSeq and is a predicted model, not a curated record. The coding region runs from base 1 to 1779 and encodes 592 amino acids. Gene Ontology annotation, cellular component: cytoplasm. Gene Ontology annotation, molecular function: protein binding.
AUGUCCUCGGCCUCCGAUGCCAGCGUCCACUUCCCCCUGCACCUCCUGGUCUGGAACAACGACUACCGGCAGCUGGAGAAGGAGCUGCGGGGCCAGAAUGUGGAGGCUCUGGAUCCACGAGGUCGAACAUUAUUGCAUCUUGCUGUUUCUUUGGGACAUUUGGAAUCGGCUCGAGUCUUGCUUCGACAUAAAGCAGAUGUGACAAAAGAAAAUGGUCAGGGAUGGACAGUUUUACACGAGGCUGUGAGCACUGGCGAUCCCGAGAUGGUGUACACAGUUCUUCAGCAUCGAGACUACCACAACACAUCUAUGGCUCUACAGGGAGUUCCUGAGCUGCUCCAAAAAAUUCUUGAGGCCCCGGACUUCUAUGUGCAGAUGAAAUGGGAAUUCACCAGCUGGGUGCCCUUGGUUUCCAGAAUAUGCCCAAACGAUGUCUGUCGCAUCUGGAAGAGUGGUGCCAAAUUACGUGUCGAUAUCACAUUGCUGGGAUUUGAAAACAUGAGCUGGAUAAGAGGAAGGCGUAGUUUUAUUUUUAAGGGAGAAGACAACUGGGCUGAGUUGAUGGAAGUCAACCAUGAUGACAAAGUGGUCACCACUGAACAUCUUGACCUUUCCCAGGAAAUGGAACGCCUCACUCUGGACCUGAUGAAGCCAAAAGGCAGGGAGGUUGAGAGGCGGCUCACAAGCCCAGUCAUUAACACCAGCCUUGACACUAAAAAUAUUGCCUUUGAAAGAACUAAAUCCGGAUUCUGGGGCUGGAGGACAGAUAAAGCAGAAGUUGUUAAUGGUUACGAAGCAAAGGUGUACACAGUAAACAAUGUGAAUGUGAUAACGAAAAUACGUACAGAACAUCUGACCGAGGAGGAAAAAAAGAGAUAUAAAGCGGACAGGAACCCCCUGGAAUCUUUGCUGGGGACUGUGGAACACCAGUUUGGUGCUCAAGGGGAUCUCACUACGGAAUGUGCCACCACAAACAACCCCACAGCCAUCACGCCUGAUGAGUACUUCAACGGAGAAUUUGAUCUGAAAGACAGGGAUAUUGGAAGGCCGAAAGAGCUGACGAUUAGAACACAAAAGUUUAAAGCAACACUGUGGAUGUGUGAAGAGUUUCCCCUCUCUCUCGUGGAGCAGGUCAUUCCCAUCAUUGACCUAAUGGCUCGAACUAGCGCUCAUUUUGCAAGACUGAGAGAUUUCAUCAAACUGGAAUUCCCACCUGGAUUUCCUGUUAAAAUAGAAAUUCCCUUGUUUCAUGUCUUAAAUGCACGGAUUACAUUUGGAAAUGUUAAUGGCUGUAGCACUGCUGAAGAAACUGUAUCUCAAAAUGUGGAAGGGACCCUGGCUGACUCAGCUUCCCACGUCACAAACUUUGAGGUUGAUCAAUCUGUGUUUGAAAUUCCUGAAUCUUACCAUGUUCAAGACAAUGGCAGAAAUGUGCAUUUGCAAGACGAAGAUUACGAGAUAAUGCAGUUUGCCAUCCAGCAGAGCCUGUUGGAGUCCAGCAGGAGCCAGGAACUUUCAGGACCAGCUUCGAAUGGAGGGAUCAGCCAGGCACAAGCCUACAGCGCCCAGUAUGAGAGGGCCAUCCAGGAGAGCCUCCUCACCAGCACAGAAGGCCCAGGCCUGUGCCCCAGUGCCUUGGGUAAGACAAGCCAGUUUGAUAGCGACUUGCAGCUGGCCAUGGAGCUCUCUGCCAAAGAGCUGCAAGAGCGGGAGCUGCGGCUCCAGGAGGAGGAGGCAGAGCUCCAGCAAGUUUUACAGCUGUCACUCACUGAGAAAUAGACUUUCCUCCCACAGGCUGCACAGAGGCUCUGGGCUGCAUGUGAGCUCUGCGUCAACCAAGGCCCCGGGGCUGAGGACCUGUACCUUGUAUGUGUGCAGCAGAUGGCAGCUUGCCCCUUCUUUAUGAGAGGUGCAGGACCAGGGACUCCCAGGCCCAUCCAGGAUGCUCCCUGGAGUUGAAAAGGGGCCAGGAUUGGCAGGCCUCAUUUCCAGGCUAAGGAGAGGAGAGCAUCGUCACUUUCCAUUAGCUGCACUGGCUUGCAGGUCACAGUUUUACUACCAGCUUUAGACAAAAACCCCAAUCCCUACAGGUUUGUAGAUAAAUUUUUAUCAGGAAGUGGUAACAAAACAAGUUAUUGCAGAAUCAGGGUGCUUUUAUAUAUGACAGCAGCAGCAGCAGCAGCCUUUGUAGAGUGUGGUUUAUGAGAAUCUGAGAUACUUCUUUAGUGUUCACCAAAGAAAUGGGUAAUCUGUGCUGAUCUACUCUUUAUUUUUACCUUUUGCAGGGUUUCUAGGACAUUGUCAUUAUUCUUCCUCAUCUCACCUUAUUCCAUUUCUUCCACCCCUGGCUAAAGUUAAAGAGGGGAUAUGUACAGGAUCUAUUUUAGAUUAUGGUUAACUAUUUGCAUCAAAUUAAGAUAUACAAAUGACCAUGGAUGUUGCCUUAGCCUUAAAAAUUACUAGUAGUUUCAAACCACCUCACUUUAGUUGUUGAGGGAUCUGAUUUGAAUUUGUAAAGGCAAUUCCUUUGAGAGCAGGAUCCUCCAGGCUAAAUCAAAGGCAGCUAAUCCUGUCCCUGAAGGAGCAGCUAGAGGAACCUAAGUCUUGUUCUUGAGUGGACAAGCUGGCCAAAAUACUGGAACAGCAUAGAACCAAACCAAGUGUGUGUUCUACACCUGCUCUGGUGAAGGUUUUCCACGUAGAUGCCUAGAAAGAACCCACUGCAUGCCCUAGUCUCACUUGCGAGGAAGGGAUGGUUUUGAAAUUAGAAAGGGAGCUUAAAACGGAGCUCAGUGGCUCUUCAUUCAAAAGGGAAAACGAUGAUUCCACAUUGCUUUUUAGAGUUCAAAUCAACAUCUUUCUGGAUAAAUAUAUUUUUUAACAGAAUCUUUUUAUUAUUUUUAAAAGAUAUAAAAAUGACUACUCCCAUCAGUAGCAAUACAAGGUUAUAAAUUUUAACCAGAUUUUCUCAGGCCUUUUUUGGAUACCUUUAGUAGUUAACUAUUUUGUCUAACCCUCCUGUAAAUAAUCAUCACACAACAUACAGAACCCUGGGGAAUACAGCUGAGGGCACCCUCACCCUGGGCCAAGUAUUCAUUCCCACAGGCUGCACUGAAAUAACCUGGUAAAUAAUAUCUUCCUCUGUUUGCAUCUGUUUCCUCUGUUGGCUUCUUUUGGGUUAGGAAGAGAAACAUAAACUACCGUUCCAGUUAACAUCUGUAUCAUACAGUUAGUGUUGCCAGUGAAACGUUCCUAGAUAGACACAAAGACUUGUGCUUUUAAUUCCAUGUAACCAUCUGCCUUUUUUGUCAUGGUCUGACCAAAAUUUUUUCUCUGCACAUGAGGCCAGUAUAGGCAACAUCACAUUGUUUCGAAUACACAGCUUGGCAUUUUGUUUACUUGGUGUUUACUGUGAGUGAAGAUCUUCUUGGGAAUGGCUGCAAUUAUGCCACAUUGUUUACUCACGAAGGUGAAUCAUAGUUAAUUUCUAUGUUUGCAUUCCAUUGCUCUGCUUCCCGAGGUCUUUGACUUUCUCCCCAGGAAUUCACUUAAAAAGGGACGUGAGCAUUAUGUUGAUCUGUUGCAGCAUUUUUCAUGUGUUCACUCUUAAAAUGCAAAUAAAGACUGCUUCCUUAGAGGGUGCUCAUACAAUAUUGUA